AUGAAACAUUGGAAAGAUGCAAAGAAAGUUUUAAGAUACCUUCAAGGCACGAAGGAUCACAUCCUCAUGUACAAAAGGUCCAAGGAAUUAGAAGUAAUUGGAUAUAUUGAUUCAGAUUUUGGUGGAUGUCUUGAUAGUAGAAAGUCAACCUUUGGCUACUUGUUUAUAUUUGCGAACCCCCACGUUCUCUUCCAUUUUUGCUCAAACCUCAAUACCUCUCAAUAUUCAUUGUCAUUUCCAAGUUCCAAUUCCAAACACAGAAGACACAUCCAAUGGGCCAAAACCUCCAUUUCAUGUUCCCAAAAUGGUACACGUGGUCGCCCUCAAUACAUUCCCAACCACAUUCCUGACCCAUCCUAUGUUCGAAUCUUGGACACCACACUACGCGAUGGUGAACAAUCCCCAGGAGCUGCAAUGAUGUCCAAAGAGAAACUAGAAAUUGCACGGCAGCUUGUAAAGUUGGGUGUGGACAUCAUUGAAGCUGGGUUCCCUUCAGCAUCAAAUGAAGACUUCAUGGCUGUGAAAAUGAUAGCCGAAGAAGUUGGAAAUGGUGAUGUUGAUGGGUAUGUUCCGGUUAUAGCUGGUGUUUGUAGGUGUAAUAAAAAAGAUAUUGCUACUGCAUGGGAAGCUGUGAAGUAUGCUAAAAGGCCAAGGCUUAGUACCUUUAUAGCAACAAGUCCCAUUCACAUGGAGUACAAAUUGAAAAAGACUAAAGAUGAGGUACUUGAAACAGCUCGGGAAAUGGUCAAGUUUGCACGAAGUUUAGGUUGCAAUGAUGUUCAGUUCGUUGCUGAAGAUGCUGCCAGGUCGGACAGGGAGUUUCUUUAUCAAAUUUUUGGUGAAGUUAUUAAGGCCGGGGCAACAACUGUAGACAUAACUGACACUGUGGGAAUAACAAUGCCAUUCGAAUUUGGAAAACUGAUUGCUGAUAUAAAAGCCAAUACCCCUGGAAUUGAAAAUGUUAUUAUUGCGACCCAUUGUCAUAAUGAUCUUGGACUCGCUACUGCUAAUACCAUAGAGGGUGCACGUGCUGGUGCAAGGCAAUUAGAAGUGACAAUUAAUGGGAUUGGUGAAAGGGCUGGUAAUGCUUCAUUAGAAGAGGUUGUGAUGGCCCUGAGAUGCAGGGGAGAUCAUGUCUUAGGCGGGCUGUAUACAAGAAUUAAUACGAGGCACAUAAUAAAGACAAGCAAAAUGGUGGAAGAGUGCUCUGGUUUGCAUUUACAGCCACACAAGGCUCUUGUGGGUGCUAAUGCCUUUCUUCAUGAAAGUGGCAUUCAUCAGGAUGGAAUGUUAAAACACAGAGGUACUUACGAAAUUAUAUCUCCUGAGGACAUCGGUCUUGAAAGAUCCACUGGAGCUGGUAUUGUACUCGGGAAGCUUAGUGGACGCCAAGCUUUGAGAAAGCGACUUGAAGAGCUUGGUUAUGAACUUAAGGAUGAUGAAGUUGAGCGUGUCUUUUGGCAAUUCAAAUCAGUUGCUGAGAAAAAAAAGAGAGUUACUGAUGCUGAUCUUAAAGCAUUGGUAUCAGAUGAAGUUUUUCAUGCAGAACCCAUCUGGAAGCUUGCUGAUUUGCAGGUAACUUGUGGAACUAUGGGCCUCUCAACAGCAACUGUCAAACUUGUUUCUAUUGAUGGUAGCACGAAUGUUGCUUGUUCUGUUGGCACAGGACCAGUGGAUUCAGCUUACAAGGCUGUUAAUCUCAUUGUCAAGGAACCUGCAAAACUUCUUGAGUACUCACUGAUUCCAGUCACAGAAGGCAUUGAUGCAAUUGCCGUUACACGUGUUGUAAUUCGCAGGGAGAACAACAAUACAUCUACUCAUGCUUCUAACGGGGAAACUGUUUAUCCAACAUUUAGUGGGACCGGAGCAGAAGUGGAUGUUGUUGUUUCUAGUGUUGAGGCUUAUGUUGCUGCAAUAAACAAGAUGUUAGGUUUCAAGGAAUCGAUUAUAUCUGAAAGAAUUCCAAUUUCCGAAUGA
Gastrolobium bilobum is the source of this 1977-nucleotide messenger RNA. RefSeq names its product probable 2-isopropylmalate synthase. NCBI's taxonomy places the organism in Eukaryota, Viridiplantae, Streptophyta, Magnoliopsida, Fabales, Fabaceae. Gene Ontology annotation, molecular function: 2-isopropylmalate synthase activity. Gene Ontology annotation, cellular component: chloroplast. The record is from RefSeq and is a predicted model, not a curated record. Gene Ontology annotation, biological process: L-leucine biosynthetic process.